CAAACCACCCACUUAUUUAGGAGUCACGAGAGUGUGAAGUUUAUUGUUAAUGAGUCGAAGGUAAAAUGUGGUGGAGGAAGCGACAAAGAUGAAGCCACGGAAAACGGUUUCUGAUACCAAACACGCGUUUGGCCUCUUGUUUUGUCAGACUGCUUCGGCACGCAGACUGUGACUGCCUGCUAGCCUAGCUAGCGAGCUAACUAAGGCGCUACAUAUCUGAGCUAGCGCGCUAAGGCUAAGUACUCUCUUUGCUUGGGUGAAGUGGAUCAGACGAGGGGCUGGGCUCCCGCUGUAGUUCUGGGUUAGAUCCGCUGGAUUUAGUCCUGUGAGUGGAACCGCCGGCGUGCGAACUCAUAUGCUAGCAUCCAGCUAGCCCGGUGUGUCCCGUCAGUUAACCGACACUUUUGUUUUUUAAUGUUGUUUUGUCGAUGCAGAUCCAGGUGGGAGUGGAUGCUGUCACCGGUACGACCUUUAGGACACGGACCGGUACUGUGACGCCUGGUUCAUAGCACUCUCCGGACGUGUGGAACAUGCAGGGCAAGACCAGGAUUCAGAUCAGCUGAUAGGAGACGUCGGACACAACCGAGUUACAGGACUUCGAACUUAACUGGCACCGACCCGGGACUGAAUUUGGAUCGAGAAAGCGAAGAUGAAGAAGUUUUCUCGGAUGCCAAAGUCUGAAAGCGGUGGGCUCGGGGGGACCUCUGGGUCCGGCUCAGGAGUGAGCAGCUACUUCGGCAAAGUGUUUGCAGUGGGUCGAUACCAGGUCACUGUGGAAGAACUGAUCGCAGAGGGAGGCUUCUCAGUGGUGUUUCUGGCACGUACACACAGCGGUGUCCGCUGUGCUCUUAAAAGGAUGUAUGUCAACAAUGUCCCAGACCUCACUGUCUACAAGAGGGAGAUCACUAUCAUGAAGGAGCUGUCUGGCCAUAAAAAUAUUGUUGGCUACCUGGAUUCUACCAUCAAUGCAGUGUCAGACAGCAUCUGGGAGGUCCUCAUCCUCAUGGAGUAUUGUAAGGUACAGAGUGGUGAGCAGAUGAACCAGCGGCUGAAUGUGGGAUUCAGCGGUGAGGUCCUUCACAUCUUCUGUGACACCCUGUGGGCUGUGGCCCGCCUGCAUCAGUGCAAGACCCCGGUCAUCCACCGGGACCUAAAGGUUGAAAACAUCCUGUUGAACGACCAGGGCCAUUACGUGCUGUGUGACUUUGGUAGCGCCACUCAUAAAGUUUUGCAGCCACAUAAAGACGGCGUGACUGCUGUGGAGGACGAGAUCAAGAAGUACACGACCCUCUCGUACCGGGCUCCAGAGAUGAUUAACUUGUACGCAGGAAAAGCCAUCACCACUAAGGCUGAUAUAUGGGCACUUGGAUGCUUGUUGUACAAGCUGUGUUUCUUCACGCUUCCAUUUGGGGAGAGUCAAGUUGCCAUAUGUGAUGGAAACUUUAUUGUUCCAGAUAACUCCAAAUUCUCCUUCAAGUUGCACUGCUUAAUCAGAUAUAUGCUCGAACCCGACCAGGAGAAGAGACCAGACAUUUACCAAGUGUCCUAUUUUGCCUUCAAGCUGGCAGGAAGAGACUGUCCGGUGCCAAACCUCUUUAAGUCUCCCAUCCCGACAUCGCUGCCAGAGCCACUAACGGCCAGUGAGGUCGCUGCGAAGAAGAACGUGACGAAAGCCAGGAUAACGGAUUCUGUGGGCCCAACUGAAACAUCGAUAGCUCCAAGACAACGACCGAAGGCAGCAAACAGCAGUGUCCUGCCCCUUGCCAACACUGUCACCCCUGUCAAGAUGACUGUGCCUUCAGCGCCUGUCAGCAAUGGCCAGAAAGCUCCCACGCCGGGUUUGCGCCGCCAGCCCUGCAGGCCUCAGACCAACAGCCAGCAGCACAGAGUCCUGCAACAGCUGCAGCCUGGCGACCUCCGUCUGCAGCAGCUUCACCAACAGCACCACCAACAGCAACAAGCAUCCCAGCAACAGCAACUCCAAUACCUCCAGUACCAGCAGGCUGUGCAGCAGUCCCUCCAGCUGCAGCAGCAGCAGUUGAUGAUGCAGCCGAUGUACCAGCAGCAGGUUGCUCAGGCUCAGUACGCAGCCAUGCUGCACCAGUACCAACAGGCUUUUGUCCAGCAGCAGCAUCAUCAAACACAACAGCACCACCCCGCUCAGCAGCCUCCCCCCUAUCUGUCCUCCCCUCUUGAGUUCCAGAUUUCCCUGGGUUCCUACAGCGUUGCCACGCCUGGCCCUGCAACCGGAGCCGGUCAGAUUGGAGGCCCGUCUCCUGUGGAUCCCUCAUACGCCAACCCAAGUAGACACCCUUUGUUUGCCACAGACGCCAGCGCGUCGUCUCAGAGCUGCAACAGGGCCAUCAGCAACCCCCCCGACAUGUCAGGCUGGAACCCCUUUGGCGAGGACAACUUCUCUAAAAUGACGGAGGAGGAGCUGAUCAACCGGGAGUUUGACCUGCUCAGAACAAAAAAGCCGGUGGAAAGAGCAUCCAGUGUGGAAACAGACAGAGUGCCGCCUGCCACCGCCCCUGCCAAGCCCCUCCCACCAGAGGACCUGUUCGGCUCAGCCCCAUUUGUGGCCAGCGCAGGUACUGAUGUGAUCGAGCCAAAUCAGGCUGAGGAAGCCGGCGUCCCUGUCCCUGUGACUGUCUCGACCACUGUUGAGGUACUGCAGCGAGCAGCAGCCAAGGAGCCCAAGCAAGGCAAAAAGAACUCCAUGGCUCAACAAAGUUGCAGAUCAGGUGAGGAGUCCGACAGCGACUUUGAGUCCGAUCCUCCUUCUCCAAAAAGCAGUGAGGACGAGGAGCCUGAUGAGGAUGAAGCCCUGAACAGUGAGCACGGUGAGUUCAAUGAUGAUACAGAACCAGAGAAUUUGGGACAGCAUCCUCUUUUGAUGGACUCUGAGGAAGAGGGUGAGUUGGAGGAUGACAAGCACAGCUCGGACUCUGAUGAUGACCCAGCCAGGGUCAGGAGCCGUGCAAAGAAACCUACUACAGUCCACAAACAAGCUGCUGCAACCACCAGGAGUCCUCACAGUAACUCUGGGAUGACUCCAAUCACGCCUCCUGAGUCACCUAGUGCAGCGGCGGCAUUGGCUCCAGCUGUAGAUGUCUUUGGUGCCAUUCCCUUUGUUGGAGGAACCUCUCCCACCAGACUGUCAGAAAACACAGACAUCUUUGCCAAAGCGCCUUUCAGGCAAGUCAGUCAGGAGCAUCAAACCACAGAAGAGUUUGAUGUUUUUACCAAAGCUCCAUUUAGUCGGAAUUUGUCCAAAUCCAGCAAGAGUGGCAGCGACAUUCCGAUGGGUCAAACUCCACCAAUUUCCCCCGAAGGUAUCGACAUAUUCGGCUUCUCUCCCUUCCAGCCGGUCCCCACAGUGCCACCUCCCACCACAUCGAGAAGUGCAGAAGAUAUCUUCCAGCCCUCCUUUGAGGACUCGACCAGCCCUCAACAACAGAGGCUGAAGCAGCGCAGCCUCCAGAAGCUGUCAUCGCGCCAGAGAAAAACCAAGCAGGAUGCCUCUGCAGGUGGUGGCAACGGCAAGCGACAUCAUGGUACGCCAACUGGAGGACGCAAAUCCAAUAAACCCACCUUCCGCACCCCUGAGCGAGUGCGCCGACACAAGAAGGUUGGUCGAAGAGACUCGCAGAGCAGCAAUGAGUUUCUAAGCACCUCUGACUCUAAAGAGAACAUCAGCGUCGAUAUAACGAUGGCUGAAGGCAAGGACAACAGCACGCCUCUGCCAGGAGACGAGGCUCACUUAGACCCGUUUGGUGCCAAACCCUUCCAUCCUCAGGACGGCAGCAGACAUGGCCAGUGCCAGGUCGACAUGGGCACAGCCAACGGCAGGUCCUGGGCCGGCUCAAUUCACGGUGCAUUUGGAGACAGCCGAAUCAUGGAUGAUUUUGGAGCAGUGCCCUUCACAGAACUGGUUAUUCACGGUGGACCCCAACAGCAGCAGACGCCACAGUCUCAACCGGUGGAGCUCGACCCGUUCGGUGCUGCACCUUUCCCUUCAAAGCAGUGACUUUUCUGGUGUCUUCCUGAUGUGAACCCGUGAGAUAAACCGCAGAUUGUUGGUUUGGGAGCAUCUUGAACCACUCAAAUGGCAAGCUAACAAUGUGCUAAUCUUUUUUUUUUUUUUUUUUUUUUUUUUUUUUUUUUUUUAGAACACUGUCCAACAUUAGUUUAAAGAACCACAAACCCUUUGGCAUAUGUGAUAUUUUUAGGUGACAUUCUUCGACUGUCCCUAUUUGCUCAGAAGCCUUUUUAUGCUGCAUCAAGACAUUUGAAUAGUGAUUGUACUGUGAUUUUUGAAAAGCUUCGACUCGCUGCAAGAUGAUUUUUUUUCGACCUCCCGCCUUUGAUCUACCAGUUUUUCAAGCACCACAAAGCCUUACCUGAGCUUGGCGCUGCCUUGCUGCGAAGUACCUCGGGAGCAAUGACACAUACGGCCAUUUUUGUGUCUGUGAAAUCGUUUGGGGUUUGUUUUUUUCCUGCCUUCUUUAACCACUUUGUUGGAUGUUUCUCUCUAUGCAUAUUACGUAUGGCUAAGAUUGGUGUGCUGCAUUCUGACUACCAGAAGGGAUUCAUUGUUCUUCAAAAUGAUGAGUCUAAACUCUUUAACAGUUUCUUUUUGUCUAGCAUUAAAUUUUUUUGUAAAUAUUG
Molecule: messenger RNA, 4671 nt
Organism: Thalassophryne amazonica
Lineage: Eukaryota; Metazoa; Chordata; Actinopteri; Batrachoidiformes; Batrachoididae
Gene: bmp2k
Product: BMP2 inducible kinase
Biological process (GO): protein phosphorylation
Molecular function (GO): protein kinase activity; ATP binding
Source: RefSeq, a predicted model, not a curated record